Messenger RNA from Ananas comosus (pineapple), 4892 nucleotides. Its product is annotated as nuclear pore complex protein NUP155. NCBI's taxonomy places the organism in Eukaryota, Viridiplantae, Streptophyta, Magnoliopsida, Poales, Bromeliaceae. Gene Ontology annotation, cellular component: nuclear pore; nuclear pore inner ring. The transcript has 13 exons. Bases 142 to 4569 code for a protein of 1475 amino acids. The record is from RefSeq and is a predicted model, not a curated record. Gene Ontology annotation, biological process: transcription-dependent tethering of RNA polymerase II gene DNA at nuclear periphery; protein localization to nuclear inner membrane; RNA export from nucleus. Gene Ontology annotation, molecular function: structural constituent of nuclear pore.
UCCUCUCUCUCUCUCUCUCUCUCUCUUUCUCUCUCUCUAAAACCCAAAAACCCUUUUUCUCCCGCCGCGGGAACAAAAUCCCGCGUCGUCUCCCUCCUAGUCGAUUUCUAGGGUUUCCUCCGGUGGGCAGGGGCGCCUCCCAUGGCGUGGGACGACGAGAUCAUCGGCCCGGACGUCGCCUCCGCCGGUCUCCACGUCAGCGAGCGGAUCGGCAAGGAGGUCGCCGCGCGCCUCGACCUCGAGGAGGCCCUCGAGGCCUCUCGGUACGCGAGCCACCCCUACUCCUCCCUCCCCAAAGAGUGGCCUUCUCUGGUUGAAGUGGCGGAAACUCGGGAAUUACCUCCUACGUUGAUAGAAAGAUAUAAUGAAUCUGGAGGUGAAGGAACAGCCCUUUGUGGAAUAUUUUCUGAGAUACGUCGAGCUUGGGCAUCAGUUGACAAUUCUUUGUUCCUUUGGCGCUUUGAUAAGUGGGAUGGACAAUGCCAAGAAUAUAACGGAGAGGAGCAAGCAAUUUGUGCUGUUGGGCUUGCUAGAACAAAGCCUGGAAUUUUUGUUGAAGCCAUUCAAUACCUUUUAGUUUUAGCAACUCCCGUUGAGUUGAUUCUUAUUGGAGUUUGCUGCACUGCUAGUGGAGAUGGAACUGAUCCAUAUGCUGAGAUAUCAUUACAACCUUUACCUGACUAUACUGUACCAUCUGAUGGUGUCACGAUGACAUGCAUUGCUUGUACCAAUAACGGCCAUAUUUUCCUGGCUGGGCGCGAUGGGCACAUAUAUGAAAUAGAGUACACAAUUGGCUCAGGCUGGCAUAAGCGUUGUAGAAAGGUUUGCCUUACUGGCGGUCUGGGCAGUCUUCUUUCGAGAUGGGUCUUGCCAAAUGCCCUGAAAUUCGGAGCUGUGGAUCCUGCCGUUGACAUGGUUGUUGACGAUGAAAGGCAUAUUAUUUAUGCACGAACGGAAGGUAAUAAAUUGCAAGUCUAUGAUCUUGGUGUAAAUGGUAAUGGCCCACUUACAAAAAUCGCUGAAGAAAAGAACUUGACCGAUCCACGCGAAACACAAUACGGGGGUCGAAGGCCCGCAGGCCCAAGAUCAGCUACACGUGUGUCAAAACCGUCAAUAAUACAUAUUGCGCCUUUAUCUCUUAUUGAAUCAAGACGGCUUAAUGUAACGGCUGUUUUAUCAGAUGGUAGGAGAAUGUACCUUUCUACUUCUUCUCCAGGUGGACGUACUGAUUCUUCCCAAAGGCCAACUUGUUUAAAAGUUGUUUCAAUGAGGCCUUCUCCUCCUUUAGGGGUUGGUGGUGGGCUCACGUUUGGUGCUAUCUCUAUAGCUAAUAGAGCUCAGCCUGAGGAUCUUGUGUUAAAAGUGGAAUCAGCCUUUUAUUCUGUGGGAACCCUCGUGCUCUCUGAUUCGUCGGCCGCAACAAUGUCCUCUCUUCUGAUCGUGCACAAUGAUUCAACUAUUCAGUCAUCAAUUCCGAGUAAUUAUGGAAUGACUGCUGCAAGAAGCUCUCGUGCCUUAAGGGAAUUAGUAUCGUCUUUACCUAUUGAGGGUCGAAUGCUUUGUGCAGCUGACAUAUUACCCUUGCCAGAUGUAGCAAUUAUUGUGCACUCUUUGUAUGCCGAUGCGGAAGCCCUAGCGGGUUUAACCGAAUCUUGUGAAAAGGCAUGUGGGAAACUGUGGGCUAGAGGUGAUCUUCCUACGCAACAUGUUUUGCCCAGGAGAAGGAUCAUUGUCUUUAGUACUAUAGGCUUGAUGGAAGUUGUUCUUAACAGACCUGUGGACAUUCUGAGAAGAUUGUUCGAGCUCAGUGCACCGAGAUCGCAGAUGGAAGAUUUCUUCAACCGCUUCGGUGCAGGAGAGGCUGCAGCUAUGUGCUUAUUGUUAGCUGCAAAAUUAGUUUUUGCUGAAGAGAAUCUCAUAAGCAAUACAGUUGCUGAGAGAGCAGCUGAAGCAUUUGAGGAUUCAGGGCUUGUUGGAAUGCCACAAAUGGAUGGUGUGAAUGCUUUUUCAAACACCCAAACUCAAGCUGGGGGUUUCAGCAUGGGGCAGGUCGUUCAAGAGGCAGAACCUUUAUUCUCUGGCGCACAUCAAGGGCUCUGUUUGUGCUCAUCAAGGUUACUAUUUCCUGUUUGGGAGUUCCCUAUUGUGAUUGUUCGAGGGCAAAGUGGUCCCAAUGCUCGCGAAGGAGUAGUCGUUUGCAGGCUCUCUUCUGAGGCAAUGAAAAUUCUAGAGAGCAAGAUUCGAUCUUUAGAAAAUUUCCUAAGGUUUAGAAGGAACAAGAGAAGGGGGCUUUAUGGUUAUGUUGCUGGUCUAGGAGAUUAUUCUGGUUCUAUUCUCUAUGGAGGAGUUGGUAGUCGUAGUACUACUAAAAUCUCUUUUGCUCCACAAACUCGAGAUGUCGAUUCAGCAGACCGCACAGCAUUGAAUAAAAGGCAACGGGUUCUUUAUAGUCCAGCUGAACUAGCUGCCAUGGAGGUGAGAGCAAUGGAAUGUCUUAGGCGGUUGCUUCGAAGAUCUAGUGAAGCACUUUUCUUGCUUCAGCUUAUUUCCCAUCAUAAUGUUACUCGCUUGGUUCAAGCUUUAGACAAUACUUCAUGCCAGAAAUUAGUUCAAUUAACAUUCCAUCAGUUGGUUUGUUCUGAGGAGGGUGACCAGCUUGCUAUGCGACUUAUUUCUGCGCUUAUGGAGUACUAUAUUGGCCCAGAUGGGAGGGGCACAGUAGAUGAGAUCAGUGCUAAACUGAGGGAUGGAUGUCCAAGUUAUUUCAAUGAGUCAGACUACAAAUAUUACCUGGCAGUAGAAUGUCUUGAGAGAGCCUCCAUCACUGGCAGUACAGAUGAGAGGGAAACUCUUGCUAGAGAUGCUUUCAACCUCUUAACAAGAAUCCCAGAGUCUGCGGAAUUGAGCUCUAUAUGCAAACGAUUUGAGAACUUAAGAUUUUAUGAAGCCGUAGUACGGCUACCUCUGCAGAAAGCUCAAGCUAUUGAUCAAAAGGGUGAUGCUGUCAAUGCCAAAUUUGAUCCGAGGCACCGGGAUGCUGUAAUUGCUCAGCGGGAACAGUGCUAUGAAAUAAUUAUGAAUGCCCUCCGUUCUCUGAAGGGUGUUGGUCCUAGUGGGGCCCAGCGGGAAUUUGGGACUCCUAGCAGGUUGUCUGCUUCAGGAUCUGACUUGGAUCAGGCGUCUCGCAACAAGUACAUUAGGCAGAUCAUUCAGCUCAGUGUCCAGUGGCCUGACACAGCUUUUCACGAGUAUUUAUACAGGACAUUGAUCGAGCUGGGCCUUGAAAAUGAACUGUUGGAGUAUGGAGGGUCGGAUUUGGUCUCAUUUCUACAGAGUGCGGGUCGUAAGCCUCUACAAGAGGCUGUUUCUCCAGCUACAUCUCUGGCUUCUGGGUUGCAUGAUGUGGAGGGAGCUAUCCCUUCAGGCCACACAAAGUAUCUCGACCUUCUUGCGAGGUAUUAUGUACUGAAGGGGCAACAUUUACUUGCUGCUCAUGUCCUGUAUAGAUUGGCAGAGAGGCAAUGCUCUAAUGCAGAGGAGGCUCCUACUCUGGAGCAGAGGUACCAGUAUUUGAGUAAUGCCGUUCUGCAGGCUAAAAGUGCAAGCAGUAGCAUCGGCUCUAGCAACAAUAGUAUUGAUGAUGGUUUGCUUGAUAUGCUCGAAGCUAAACUUGUAGUGCUUCGAUUCCAAAUGAAAAUCAAAGUGGAGUUGGAAUCUAUGGCAUCAAGACUACAAGAUUUGCCUGAGAGUAGUAGACAAGUUCCAAAUGACCCUUUUCCACAGGAUAACAUAGUAGCUGAUGUCGAAACUGCCAAGGCAGCAAGAGACAAGGCAAAAGAGUUAUCUCUGAACUUGAAGAGCAUUACCCAGCUGUACAAUGAUUAUGCCGUUCCAUUUAAGCUUUGGGAGAUGUGCCUGGAAAUGCUCAACUUUGCAAACUAUUCUGGAGAGGCCGACAGUAAAAUCGUUCGAGAAAUCUGGAUUCGGCUUCUUGAUCAAGCUCUUUCACGAGGUGGCCUUGCAGAAGCCUGUUCCGUACUGAAGAGAGUGGGCUCAAAUCUCUAUCCUGGAGAUGGGGCUUGCUUACCCCUAGAUAUAAUUUGCCUCCAUCUGGAGAAGGCUGCACUGGAGAGAUUAACUUCGGGAGCUGAGUUAGUUGGGGACGAGGAUAUUGCGAGAGCUCUUCUUGCAGCCUGUAGAAGUGCUCAUGAGACUGUACUAGGCGUCUAUGAUCAGUUGUUAUCAAGCGGAGCCAUUUUGACCUCUUCGAACCUGAGAUUGCGCCUCUUACGAUCGGCCCUUGCGAUCCUUCGAGACUGGGGCAUGUCUGUACUAACAAAUAAAUUGGGCACUACAGCAGCUGGGGCUUCCUUCGUUCUUGGCGGUGGUGCGUUUUCACUUGAUCGGGCGGCUGUUCUUAAUCAGGGGAUAAGAGAUAAAAUCUUGAGUUUGGUAAACAGGUAUAUGACUGAGGUUCGACGUCUGGCCCUCCCUCAAAACCAAACUGAACCUGUUUAUCGGGGCUUCCGUGAACUUGAAGAAAGGCUACUGUCCCCAUCUUCUUAUUAGCCAGUUUAUUGUGCCUUUGAGCACCUGCUUUAUAGAAUACCUGUCAUCCUGCAUUCAAAGCUGUUAUAUGUGUUUACCAUGGCCAAACUAUGUAUCACAUGUGCAUUAGUGCUGAUUGAUUUGUUGUAAUUGUGCCUGAGAUAUACUCUUAUCUUUUUUUCUUUUUUGUGUUAUGACUGUGGAAGCAAGGAUUAGUAACUUGACUGUGCCGAAACUGCGAGAAACUUUUUUUUUUUUUUCCCCUCCUUUGUAGAUUUGUAUGGUUAGUCAAAAGUUUUCAAUGUAUGAUUACUGUUACGGAUGAAUAGAAGCGUCUUUCUUAA